AUGUAUCUGGUGGUAGUUGACGCUUACAGUAAGUUUCCAGAAGUUGUUAAAAUGACUACUACAACAGCUACGACUACUAUAAAUGCACUGCGAGAUAUCUUUAGCCGCCAUGGUCUUCCGGAAAUAUUAGUUUCCGAUAACGGACUGCAAUUCAUUGCCGGCGAGUUUCAACAGUUCUGCCGUAACAACGGAAUUAUGCAUCGAACUUCUGCAGCCUACAAACCUUCAACGAACGGUCAAGCUGAACGAGUUGCUCAAAUUUUGAAAUCGGCGAUUGAGCAAGCUCGAAUUACUAAACAGGAUGUGAACGUGGUUAUUGCUAAGAGCUUACUAGUGUAUCGUAAUGCACCACAUUCUACAACGGGUGCGGCACCUUCAGUUUUACUUAUGGGCAGACGUCUGCGAACCCGACUUGAUCUAGUCUUUCCUUCCGUUCAGGAACAUGUGAAGCAAAAGCAAUAUAAAGUCCUUGAACGUUCUGCGAAUCUAAACGUGCGAUCCUUUGUUGAAAGGGAAAAUGUCUUAGCACGUAAUUAUCAAGGGAAAGAGAAAUGGAUUCCUGGAGUGGUCACUAAAGUUCUUGGUUCAAGGCAUUACAUGGUUAGAGUACCUGGAUAUCUGUGGAAACGACAUGUAGAUCAGUUAGUCAAAUACAAUCCGCAGAUUGAACCAGAAAACGAUUGGGAUGAAGUUGAGAUCUCUUCGGAAAAGAGUGGGACACCGGAAGCAGAACAAUUAUCUGAAAAUUCGAACAGAUAUGGAAACACCUCGGGUACUAGUAGCAAUGAUUCUGUAGAAAAGAACGAUAAUGAAAACUCUGUUACUGAUAAUUCAAGUGCGAAUAACUCAGGUUCCGCCGAAAAACGUUAUCCGUUAAGAGCUAAUCGAGGAAGAACAGAUCAUUAA
Messenger RNA from Paramuricea clavata, 906 nucleotides. The record is from the annotation of a GenBank genome assembly. Lineage: Eukaryota; Metazoa; Cnidaria; Anthozoa; Malacalcyonacea; Plexauridae.